ACUAUUGGCGGGUAAAACGUGGAAACGUGUACAAACGUCAAAUUAUAACUUUUUAUUGCAAAAAUAAAAUUAAUUUUAUGAAAUAAUAUAUUUAUUAAUAUGUUAAUUCAUAUGCUGUAUCACUGUGUUACUUGAAAAUAUAUUUAAUUGUUAAAAUUUAAAUAAGUCAUGGAUAACGACGAUGAUUCAGAUUUAGGAGAUAUGUUAAAUGAUCUCCUUGCAAACAAUGAAGAAUCUGAAUGUGAACCAAAAAAAUCUGAAACUUCUUUAAAAGAAUUGAAUUUUAAUUUUCUCGAUUCUGCUUCAAAUUCAAUUGAAAAAUCAUCAAAGGAAAGUACAAAUUCAAUUUACAAUGAAAAUCUUGACUCAUCUGACGAUGAAGACAAACGAUAUUUUGAAUUAAAUAAAUAUUCAGAGGGUGGUCGUGAAAUAAGAAAUAUUCUCAAAAAAGAGGAAUUUGAGAAAAAGGAUCAAUUCAUUACCAGAGAAGUAUUACGUGAAAGCAAAGAAUCUUUUGAUUUUAAUAAUGCAAGAGGAAAUAGUUCUCAAUCCAGCACAAUAAAUAAAUCUAAAUAUCAUAAUAAUUUAUCCACAGUUUCAACAACAAAAGCCUCAAUAUCAAUUGACGUUUAUAGUGAUCCAAUAUUUGGACUUCGAAUAGUAAAACCAUUAAUAUCAUCAACAGAAUUAAAAGAUCGAAUGCUUGGUCGAACUCCAAUUACAAUAUCAAAAGUAAAAUCACAUUUAGCCACGGGAAAUCUUCAAGAUGAUUGGGUAAUUGCCGGAGUUGUCAUAAAUAAAUCACCAAUUUUAAAAUCACAAAAAGGAAGUCAAUAUUGCAUUUGGAAAAUCUCUGAUCUUUCCUUUGAUAUGAAUGUUGUUUCUGUUUUUCUCUUUAGUGGAGCAUAUAAAGCCUUAUGGAAAACCGAAACUGGUGUUUGUAUUGGUAUUUUAAAUCCAAAUGUUUUAGAAAAUAAAGAUGAUAAGGAUCAAGCAACUUUAUCAGUCGAUAAUGCACAAAAAGUCAUGAUUCUCGGCAAUUCCAAGGAUAUGGGACUUUGUAAAUCAACAACCAAAAGUGGUAAACCCUGUUCAUCGGUUGUUAAUCGAAAUAGAUGCGAAUAUUGUGUUUAUCAUGUUCAAAAAGAAUAUAAACAAUGUUCACGUCGUGCUGAUAUUCAAUCAAGCGCAAAUGGAAGAGGUCUUGGACCACCUUCUGGAUUUGGUAAAAGUUUUGGUGGAAAAAAAAUUCAAGCCGCCAUAACUCAAGCGCAGCCACAAAAUUUUUUUGGAAUUCCCGCUAAACGAAAUCAAAAACUUGUCGAUAAAGAUCGUGAACGUUUGGCUUUACUUACUGGCAUGAAAAAACCCGAGAAAAAAGAAGAAAAAAAUAAAAUUUUAGAAAACACAAGUUUAGAUAAACCUGAAACUAAACGACACAUGGUAGAAUUAACAAAUAAUCAAUCGAAAAAAGAUUUUGAAAGAUUGAAUAAAUUAAAAAAUCUUACAAAAAAUGAAACAAAGGAAUCUUCUUUGAAAGAAGAUAUAGAAAUUACUUUUGAAAUUCCCUGUGUAUCUUCGACUCCACAGAAGAAAAAUGGUUUUACAUUGAGCAAAUUACAAGCAAUGAAUGCUGAAGAAGAUACAUCUUAUUUAUCAAAAACUCCAGGCUUCACUCGAAGUAAAUUACAAGAAUGGACAAUGAAACAAGGAUUUGCAACACCAUCAAAUGAUUCAAAAUCUUUUGAUUUAAAUAGCCUUUCAAAAUCUUCAAAAUCAAAGACAAUUACAAAAUCUUCCUCUGGACUUUCAAAUUCAUUUUCAUUUCCACGACUUGGCAAUGGAAUCACUUCAGGAAAUAUCGAUUUAUCGGAAUCAAUUACCAAAAAACAAAAGGACUCUGCAAAAAUAAAUGCUUUGAAAUUUGUUCAAGAAAAUGGAAAAUUCAAAAAAUCAAAUCCAAAUCACAUUCUUAUGAGUAAAGAAAAAAAAGAACAAUCCCUAAAACGAAAACGAGAAAUUGAACAAGAAGAAGAGAGAAAAGAGAAAAAAUUAAAGGAAACAAAAAAUUUCACCACCAAAUUUAAAGAAAUGUUGGAAACAACAUCGGCGCACGUUAAUCUUAUUGAAAAAUCCGAAGAAGAAGAGAAAGAAAAAUAUUUUGGUAAAUUAGAGAUAAAAGAAAAAAUGGAAGAAAAAAUGAUGUCAACAUUCAAGGUUCCAUGUAAGGCAGUGAUUUGUUCAAUUUGUAAAUACACGGCAUUUUCAAGAUCAGAUUUAUGCAAAGAAUUGGGACAUCAUGUUAAAGUUCAUGAUGCUGUAAAGAGAUUUUUCAAAUGUGGCGAUUGUGGAAAUAGAACUGUGACUUUGGAUGUUGUACCAACAGUUAGUUGUAAAAAAUGUAACAGUUCAAAUUGGAAGAGAGCUGCUAUGAUGGAUGAGAAAAAGGUAAAAAUUCCCGGAACAACAUUAUCAAUACGUGGGGGCGAAGAGAAAUUUAUUGGAUCUGAAGUUUCAAAUACAAGUCUCAAUCUUCUUGUACCAGAAUAAAUUUUCAAGUACUAAGUUGUAUUAUAUUUGUAAAUAAUUAUCAUUGUUUUGUUCAGAAUUAUGUAAUAUGACAAAUUUACACUGGUACAAUAAAAUACUUUGAAAAAAACAAAUUUUAAUUAAUAUAUUUUAAGAAAAUAAAUCUUUUAUUCUGCAGUGAUAAAAUUAAAUUAAAUAAAAAAAUCGAUUAAUAAAAUGUAUCUGAAAUAAAAAUAAUUAUUUUCACCUACGAAUAAAAAGUAUAUCUCAUUAAAAUAUUCAUUUUUUUUAUGAGGAAAUAUAUAACAAAGUAGUACAUUUAAAAGAAAAGAAAAUUCAUUGAGCCAAACAUGCAGGUUCUUUUAAAUAAAUGCAAAUACAAAUUGUAAAAGUUAUAAAUGACAAUUUAAUCCUUAAUUCGAGGGCCGAGUCUGAUAAUCUGUAACCUUUUUUUUUUAUGUAUUUUUAUCGAAUGAAGGAUGAUACCCGCUAUCCUUGUUUUUUUUUUUUAGUAAUAUAAAAAUUUAUUCUCUAUGUUAAACCAAUUUCAAUUUUCAUAUCUAAAGUCACCAUUUUCACAGUUUUUUUCCGCCCGGAUAAACAUAGUUUUUUUUUUUUUUUUUUGUUUUUGUUUUUCUUUUAGCAGCACUACAAUUAACUAGUAACAAAUACAUACCAUUUGAUACCCAUUGAAUCAUUCAACAUACAUAAAUAUUGCAUUGCAUUGUACAUACACCAGGCAUGAGGCUUAAAUUUAUAACGUUCAUAAUUUUCCCAAAAUUUGAACAAUAUUUUUGCAGUGUGCUUACAUCGUUGCAUUUUUCAAAAUCGAUACAAAGCAUCGCUUGCCUGAUUCACUAUACGAAAAAAAAAUGAAAGAUUUGUUUUUUUAAAGUUCAAAAAAAAAAAAAAAUUAUUGUAACUUUGUAAGCUAAGUACAUUUGUAAAACAGAAAAAAAAAUCAAAAAGUAAAAUAAAAAGAAAAAUACUUUUCUUUUACUCCUCUACAAUUGGAUUUAUAUCUCUUUAAUUAAUGAGAAUCAUCAAAAUAAGAGUGACAUCUCUUUAAAGAGAUGUUUAAUAAAUAAUCUAGCUAUCUACUCAAAAAAUUAAUCAUUCACCUUUAAUUAUCAGUCAAAUCAGAGAUUGGAACAAAAAACACAUUCUUGAGCAAUUUUUCAAAUUUUUUUUUUUUUUU
Leptopilina boulardi is the source of this 3727-nucleotide messenger RNA. RefSeq names its product protein MCM10 homolog (gene Mcm10). The coding region runs from base 169 to 2550 and encodes 793 amino acids. Gene Ontology annotation, biological process: DNA replication; DNA replication initiation. Gene Ontology annotation, cellular component: replication fork protection complex; nucleus. The transcript is spliced from 2 exons. NCBI's taxonomy places the organism in Eukaryota, Metazoa, Arthropoda, Insecta, Hymenoptera, Figitidae. Gene Ontology annotation, molecular function: single-stranded DNA binding; DNA replication origin binding. The record is from RefSeq and is a predicted model, not a curated record.